AUGAAUCCGGAAGACGAACUAGCUGCACUAGUAAUUGACAAUGGUUCCGGAAUGUGUAAAGCUGGGUUUGCUGGGGACGAUGCGCCGAGGUCCGUCUUCCCGUCCCUUACUGGACGGCCUAGAUACGAGAUCGUGAUGACGGGGAUGGGAAAUAAGGACUGUUACGUAGGUGACGAGGCUCAGAGUAAGAGAGGCAUUCUCUGUCUCCGUUAUCCUAUUGAACAUGGCAUCGUUACCAACUGGGACGACAUGGAGAAAAUCUGGCACCAUACCUUCUAUAAUGAACUCCGAGUGGCACCAGAAGAACAUCCGGUCAUGCUCACAGAAGCCCCACAGAAUCCGAAGGCCAAUAGGGAGAAGAUGACACAAAUUAUGUUUGAGACCUUCAAUUCACCCGCAUUUUACGUCGGCAUACAAGCAGUUCUCUCCCUUUACGCGUCUGGUCGUACCACAGGAAUCGUGUUCGAUGCAGGCGAUGGUGUCUCUCAUGUAGUACCAAUAUACGAGGGCUACUCGCUGCCUCACGCAAUAAACAGGAUAGACCUUGCUGGGCGAGACUUAACGGCCUACCUUAAGAGGAUUCUGCAUGAACGAGGCUACAAUUUCAACACCACAGCUGAAUUAGAAGUGGUACGAGACAUGAAGGAGAAGCUAUGUUAUGUAGCUUUAGAUUUCGAGGCGGAGAUGAAUAUGGCAAGCACUUCGUCAAAUAUUGAAAAAUCCUAUGAACUUCCAGACGGAUCAGUAGUUACCAUUGGCAACGAGCGUUUCCGGUGCCCGGAGGUGCUUUUCCAACCAUCAAUGAAAGGGAUGGAAGCUGAGGGAAUCCACGAACUGGUCCACAAAUCGGUUAUGACAUCAGACAUAGACAUACGGAAAGACCUCUACAGUAACACUGUUUUGUCAGGGGGGACAACAAUGUUUGCUGGUAUCGCUGAUCGGAUGUCAAAGGAGCUUUCUGCAAUAGUACCCAAUAGCAUGAAGGUCAAGGUUAUUGCGCCACCAGAGCGGAAGUAUUCAGUCUGGAUUGGUGGAUCAAUCCUGGGAUCGUUAUCCACAUUCCAACAAAUGUGGAUCAGUAAAGAUGAAUACGACGAAUGUGGACCAUCUAUUGUACACCGGAAGUGUUUUUAA
Ylistrum balloti is the source of this 1134-nucleotide messenger RNA. Its product is annotated as actin, cytoplasmic-like. The transcript is spliced from 7 exons. The record is from RefSeq and is a predicted model, not a curated record. Lineage: Eukaryota; Metazoa; Mollusca; Bivalvia; Pectinida; Pectinidae. The coding region runs from base 1 to 1134 and encodes 377 amino acids.